This is a messenger RNA of Parnassius apollo (apollo), 1446 nucleotides long. The record is from the annotation of a GenBank genome assembly. Lineage: Eukaryota; Metazoa; Arthropoda; Insecta; Lepidoptera; Papilionidae.
AUGAUAAAUGAAAUUUCAGCCCCUGGUGAGAGCUUCCCUUCUCGUCGUCUCCUUGGCGUAGUGGAGAGUAGUACCAGGAACUGCACACCACCAGCAAUUCUAGAAUUUCCUUCAGAUGGACUGACCCGCGCACAAAGAAAAAGUGGGCUUAUAAUAAUCCACUGCGUGCUGGCGGUGUACUGUUUCCUACUGUUGGGCACUGUCUGCGAACAGUACUUCGUGCUGGCUAUCGAGAUCAUCUGUGAACGUCUUGACAUGGAGUCAGACGUGGCGGGCGCCACGUUCAUGGCGGCUGCAAGCUCUAGCCCGGAGCUGUUCAUCAACUGCGUGGGUACAUUCGUAACGGAAGGCGACCUAGGAGUUGGUGCUAUCGUGGGCUCUGCAGUGUUCAACGUGCUAGCAGUUCCUGCCUGUUGUGCCCUAGUAGCUGCCAGGACAGUAGAGCUGGACUGGUGGUCGGUGUCUCGCGAUUGCCUCAUGUACGCGGUGGCAGUGGUGGCGCUCAUCCUCACGCUACUGGACAACGUCAUCCACUGGCACGAGGCCUUGCUGCUGGUCCUCAUGUACACUUUGUAUAUAUUAGCAAUGGUUUUCAAUGGACGCCUCGGAAGUUUCGUUCGGAGCGGUUGCUGCUACAUCAACAAACCUAAGGAGUUCACUGAAAUCACUCCACUACUCGCUCAAGAAAAGUGCAAUCAGAUGGACUUGUCACACAAAGUCACGCAAAGUGGAAAUCAUUAUAACGAUCUGGAGCAAGGAUUUAUCCUUAAUAAGAGAAGCUCGACUGACUCGGAAACAAGUCUGAGCUCACUGCUGUCGUGGCCGGGCGAGAAGGCGUCGACCGCACGUAAGGCACUGUGGGUGGCCGCGUUACCCAUCAGCUUGAUUCUGUGGGUCACUAUACCGGACUGCAGACAUCGCCCUUCUUUCUAUCCUCUCACCUUCAUGAUGUGCGUGGCUUGGAUUGGCGGCGUCUCCUACCUCGUAGCAUGGAUUAUCACUAUACUAGGUGAUACCCUCAACGUCCCUGACAGUAUCACGGGUCUGACCAUCCUAGCGGCAGGCACCAGCCUACCUGAAGCUGUUUCCAGCGUGCUCGUUACCAACCAAGGGCACGGAACUAUGGGCAUCAGCAACUCCAUAGGUUCCAACACGUUCGACAUCCUGCUGUGCCUCGGCCUGCCCUGGUUGAUCAAGACCCUAUUCUAUCCGUCAACACCUGGGAACAACUGGAUAAAAAUAAACUCCAGCGGGCUUUCGUAUAGCGCCAUAUCACUCCUCUCCACUCUGUUCACGCUGUACGGUUCCCUCGCGCUCAACAAGUUCCGGUUGGACUGGAAGAUAGGCGUCACUUGCGCUCUCGUGUACGCAGGCUUCCUUGUAAUGGCAGCACUGAUCGAACUAAAUGUGCUCUUCGUUGUCAACUUGCCCAUUUGUCCACAUUAG